AAUCUUCUCGGCUUUCUGGAAUUUUUUUUAUCCUUGUAUGAUGAGUAUGUUGUUAGAUCUGAAUUCAACAACAUAGCUGAAGUAAAUCUCAAUCAGGCCAAGUCUGUUGUUGUUGUUGGUACUGUUCAAAUGAUAUCCGAAGAUUUGCCUUGGUAUUACUUUGCUUGUAAAACUUGUAACAAGAAGGUUUUUCCAAAAGUUUCGGAUGAUACACCAACGGUUGGUGUCUUGGUUGAUGAAGAAGAGGUUUAUGAGUGCAAAACCAAAACUUGCAAGGACACUGUGAUUCAAUAUACUAAAAGGCUUAAAAUUCCAUUGACUGUUCAAGAUUCCAGUGGAACUGUGUCAUUGACAUUGUUUGACAGAGAUGCUUGCCGCAUUCUAAAUACCACUGCAGCUAACUUAAUUGAGAAACACGUUGCUGGUGGUGAUAAGGGUCUGUAUCCUGACGAGUUUGAAGCUCUUUUAGGGAAAAAAUUUGCAUUCAAGAUUGAUAUCAGUGACUUCAACAUUGAACACAACUUUUGGUUUUUUGGUGUUUCUAAAUUGACUGACGAUGAGGAUAUCAUAUUUGAGCUUGAGAAGAAAGCAAACAACAUUGAGGUGGAAACUACUGCUUCUUUGAACAACAGGUUCACGGAUAUGGAAUCAGAAGAUACUGUUAACCUGAAUGAUGAUAACUGCACUGAUGUUAUUAUGGGAGUCACUGUUGGUACCAAAUCAAAUGAAGACUUCAAAUCGAAGGUUCCUUCUGAGUCCAUGGAUGAUAAUGUCAUCACCCCUUUGACCAAAAAUUUGGAGGACACUGCCAUGGCAAGUAAGCCUAUUGGUGAGCCUGCGAUUUUUAAGAGGAAAACCAAAAAACCUGCUUUCAAGAAAAACUUGGUUGAGAGUUAUGAUGUUGAGGAAAAUGGAGAAAUGUCAACCACCAAACCAGUUAAACCUGGAAAACCAACUCUCCUAAUUCCAAAAAUUGAAAAAUGAAGGCUUUACAGUCUUUAUGUUCUAAGUGUUGUUUUCCUAUGUUAUUUUUAUGUGUUUUAAGUUAUGUUUAUCGUUUAAGAACUACUUCAAAAGCUUUGGAUCAUUCAAGCUUUUAUGUUUCAGAAGUUUAAUAUCAUUUUGU
Helianthus annuus (common sunflower) is the source of this 1126-nucleotide messenger RNA. RefSeq lists its product as uncharacterized. The record is from RefSeq and is a predicted model, not a curated record. The coding region runs from base 130 to 984 and encodes 284 amino acids. Lineage: Eukaryota; Viridiplantae; Streptophyta; Magnoliopsida; Asterales; Asteraceae. The transcript is spliced from 7 exons.